Molecule: messenger RNA, 1049 nt
Organism: Camellia sinensis
Lineage: Eukaryota; Viridiplantae; Streptophyta; Magnoliopsida; Ericales; Theaceae
Product: RING-H2 finger protein ATL56
Source: RefSeq, a predicted model, not a curated record
GCCCCCGCCCCCGCCCCCCAAAACCUACCUACCCUCUCCUCUUCCUCUCUCUAUUUCUCUCCUUCUCCCUCUGGAUCUCUGCAAAUCUCCCCCAAUCUCUCUCCACUCUCUCGAUAUAUGCAUAUAUAGCCUUAUGUUCGAGUUGAUCCCUCUAAUAGAAUUUGAAUUAUCAUAAACUCCUCAAAAAAACCAUUUUCAGCACCUAAUUCAGGGUAAUGCCAGCCAACAACAACCAUUUCCACCACCACCACCAUGAAAUCCCCAAUCCCAAUCCCAAUCCCAAUCCCAAUUCCAAUCCCAACCCAUCUCAGCCAGCACCACCGCCACCAAAACCCACUCCCCAAUUACUCUCUCUCCUCCUCAAAUCCAUCAUCAUGGUCCUCAUCAUCUCCCUCUUCUUCCUCUUCCUCGGAAUCGCCGCCGUCGCCGUCAUCCACUUCUUCCUCGCCGGCGGCGUCCUCCAUCGCCACCGCCUCCGCCGCCGUUCCAAUACCCAAUUCCCCGCUGACUCCUUCGCCACGUCGGCAGCCGGGUAUUCCGCGGAGGACCUCCAGAGGUGCCUGCCGAGGCUCAAAUACGACGCCCGAUUGCCCGGAACUUCCUGGGUGGACUGCGCCGUGUGCUUGGAUUGCUUCAAAGAUGGCGAUUGGUGCUUGACUCUCCCGGAUUGUCACCACAUGUUUCAUGCGAGUUGUGUGGACAAAUGGCUAACCAAAGUGCCCAAUUGUCCAAUUUGUAGAUCCACCGUUCGACUGAAUUCCGAGGCCACCGGUUCGAUGAUUGGGGAUGACCAUUGCAAGCUUUUGUGGGCAAUUGGUGUUUGAUUGAAUCAAUGGGUAUGGGCUAUGUGUUGAGAGUUUGGGUUUGACUCAAAUUUUGACUACUUUUUUGAGCUUUUUUGUGUAAUUAAUUAGAGCCUUUUUUUCCCCCUUAUGAAUAGUGUAGUUCGUUGCAUAUUUCUUUGGAUUCUCUUUUCCUUUUUCUAUUGAUAUUUGCUAUUUAUUUUGAAGAGAGAAAGUUGAUCAAGAUAGAUUGAAAUUGCACUGUGA